AAGGACCAGUAGAUAAAAAGGAUGAGACAUGUGUCAAUCUAUGUCUACUUCUUUCUAUAAGCCGAAACUAUGUUCGUAAAUCUAUAUACUACAUUACAUGUUCUGCCCGUCCGGCUGUCCCGAAGCCAAGUCGAGAAAGCUGUUCCAUUUACUCAUGAUCCAUUCAUAGCUGUUUAUCUGAAAUUUGUAUCCAAUCAUUCGACACCAAUGCCUUUUCGUCGCCAAAAUGUAACAAUGUUCACUGUAGCGUGGAGUAUUUUAUGGCAAAUCCGUCUUCACCUGGUCCCAUCAAUAUUUGAACGUAUGCUGGGGAACGUUUGCACUUACAUUUAAAAAUGUACCUUGAAUCCUCCAGAUGUGUGACUGUAAAGGCCAUGACGACCAUCAGAGUGGUGUUGAUACAUUUAUAACUUCGGCUUGAUAUAACGAUGAAACAAACAGAAACGGGAACUAUACAUUGCAUCCAGCAUAUGAAUCAUGUAAAGAUAUCGGUGUCUGUGAAAGAAUAUUCAAAUCAGACGAUGCGUUGGUUAAAUCGAUAUUCAACAAUUGCACUAUCAACAAAGAAGGAAUACAGUAGCUACACCAUAUAGAAAGUCAAGGAAAUGGACUUAUCUGCAUUAGAUGAGACGUAGUUUUCUAAAGAAGAAUUUAUUGUUUUGGGGACAAGGAAGAGGAAUAAGGAGAAAAAACAGUAAUAGAAACCCGGUGUAUUUCGAGAUAAGGAUGAACGCCAUUCGAAAACGUCAACGUUUGUCUGUGUUGAUAGUGCUUGUGUGUUGUCUGAUUCUGAUAAAUAUUGUUUUUCUGUAUAAAGAUAACAAUGUUAUUCCAUAUUCUGAAUUUACUUAUCCGGUAAAAAUGAACUUUUCAGAAAAUUACAAGGUCUUCAAAACAGAAGGACGACAACCUGCGUUCAAUAUUAUUAAUCCACAUCCGUUUAAAUACAUUCAUUUAAGAAAGAAAUGCAAGUUCAAGGAAAAUGGAACACCUUCGCUUUUGAUACUAGUGAAAUCUACGGUGAACAAUUUUCAUUUACGUGACGCUGCUCGAACCACCUGGGGAAAUUCAACGGGAGAGAACAUCGAAAUUGCUUUUUUGCUUGCGCAUCGAGAAGCAGAACAACCGGAAGUUGAUAAAGAAGCGGCCUUAUACGGUGAUAUCGUACAGGAAUCGUUUCUGGAUAGCUACAUGAACAACACUUAUAAAACUAUUAUGGGAUUUAACUGGGCUGUUCAGUUCUGUGGUCAAGCCAGCCAUAUUGUUUUUGUAGACGACGACCAUUAUCUGAAUAUUCAAAACCUCCUUACUUUUAUUGAAACACUGAAUGCAUUAAACAAAGGCGACUUAAUGAUUGGAAAUUUAUUAAAACAUAGCAUUCCGUACAGGUCCAGAUUUUCAAGAUGGUCCGUGUCCCUACAGCAAUAUCCCUUUGAUAGAUAUCCGCCAUAUUUGGCAGGAGCUGUAUAUUUGGUGUCACGUGACACAGCAAACAAAAUGGUGUUUGCAUUUCCGUAUGUUAAGUAUUUAGGAAUCGAUGACGCGUACCUUGGAAUAGUAGCACGUAAAGUAGGUAUCGAACUACAACACGAGGAGACUUUUAUCAUCCCUCCUUUCUUAUUGUAUACAGAUCCUUCCCAGGUGGUUUACGGCGAAUUCAAAGAUGUAACAGACUUCGAAAUAGUUAAUCGUGUCCUGCACCGUUUUGCUGAGGUGAAAAUGUGUAUUUUUACUUGGAAGUGUCAGUUUUCCUUUUUGCUUUGACAAGUUAACUCUGCUUACAGGAACUUAUUUUGAUUAGACGUUCGUUGCUUACAAAUAUUCUGAUGAAGUUACAUUACUAAAAUCUAUCGUCAGUCAUAAAAUAACACAUUGUAUUUUUUAAUAUAUUUUUUUAACGUAUUUCCGCGAUGAUAGGCAUCUUCGGUAUUGAUUGAACACUAUUCUCUUUGUCAUAUGGAGAGGACUGUCACGCUUCACAUUGGCAAAUAUAACAAUGACGACUUAACCAGAUCACUUGUUUUGGUUCUGUGUAGAACGUGUUUUAGUUCUGUGUAUAUUUAAUGCUAUAACCGUAUUUUGGUUCUGUGUAUAUAUAAUGCUAUGAAUGUCUUUUAUUCUGUAUAUUAAAUGUAACUUUAUAGUUGUGGGAUCGCACAAGGCACACAACAUUACCGUGUACACACCGCGUACGCACAUCUUUCGCAUACAAUGAGAACAAAUGCGCAAUUUUACAAUCGAUCGCCCUGUUGUGGGAGAAAAUGCAUGCAUUAUGUGCGAUAUGGUAUAUUGUAAUGAUCGGUUCAUCGAUGAUACAGAAUGAAAGAAAUCCGGAAGGCUCGAGCGAAUUAAGGUGCACAGUACGUAUUUUGUGAGUUAUACAUUAUUACAAUAACUGUAAACUAUCAAUAAUGGGGUCGCACUGACCAGAUACAGUACUUAAACAUGUACAGUAUAUCUGCUUACGCUUCUUUCAAGGUGCAUGGAGUUUAAAAACAAUUUUCGUUAUAUCUCCAUUACAGUUAGAUACAUAUGUAACCAUGUAAAUCUGCUAGAAAAAUAUGUCAACAUACUUAAAUCAUAAAUACGAAAUUCAAUUCAUUCAUUCACAGGCCAUUCAUGAAUUCAUAUCAACCAAAAUACAUAUCGAACAAAUGUACGAUAGCUAUCGCACAGUUGUGCGCACGCUAUUAUGGCACAGUUUUGUUACCAUGCGCACAUAAUGCGCAAACUGUGUACACACCGUGCGCUCAUCGUCCGGACACCACCUAUCGUGUGACGUUUUUGCGUGACUCCACAACUUUACAGUUUAUGUUUUUGUUUAUGCUCAUGAUAAUGCCAUAUAUUUCUUGUCAUAAUUGCCACGGCUCUUGCUUCGAUAUCGUAACAUUAUGUUGUUGUUUUUUUCUAAAUGUACCUGACAUGUGUCGUCUACAAAGCAAAUUACAUGCUUACACUUUAUGAAUAACUGGUCGUAUUCUCAUUGACUAGUUUCAAUGGUUUCUGUCUGAAUCUUCGUUCAUAUUUUUCUUUAGUUUUAGUGAUUUUGAGUCUGAAUUGUAGUUUUGACAUUUCGUAUUCUCUUGUGAUCCUUUUUAUUUUUUUGCAUUUUCUUUACUUAUGGCCGUGACGCCACAUGCUAUUUAUUCCUAACAGUAUCUUGUGUACAUAGUGGUAGUUAUUUUUGUUCCCUAUCUCAUAAUAAUAAUAAUAAUAAUUCGAGGUUCUUAUAUACCGCUUCAUCAUGACCUAGUUCGUCGGUCGGAUAAAAGCGGUUCACAAAUUAGUAUCGGUGGUAAUAAGGCCUUUACAACCAGCCAACAUAUUUCUUAACUCCCUGGGGAGUAUACAGCCGGUGAUGCCAUUUUGGCACUUACAGCUAGCAUUCAACAAUUCCAGGACUGCCCAACUACUUAUUCAUUUACAGAUGAGUAGACUAGAACAAGCGGAAUAAAGAGCAUUGUUCAAAGAUACAACACAGUGCCCUGACGUGGCUCGAACCCGCAACCCUUUGGUCAGGAGCCCGGCGUCCUACCACUACACUACCGUGCCUCCGUCACACAAAGCAGCAUCAUGUCUAAUUUGUAUCUCUGACCAACUACAGCAAAAUCAAAUAAUAAUAAAAGCACAUACAAACAAGACCAUUGCCUUUCUACUGUAAAUUUUCUUAUGUCCUCCUCUUUAGAAUAAGGUUCGACUUUACAAUAGAAAAUCUUUCAUGUGCCACAUCAAUAAAAGUUCUUCCUCUCAUGCAAUAUCUAAUUUAUACUUAAAAUAUGUAAGUUAUACUUACAAUAUCGAAGUUAUAAUUUAUUUAUUUAAUCACAUUUGCAAUGUUCAAGAACAUUUCUCAUAAUAUCAAGGGAGAUAAUUUACAUAAGCCAUGAACUUGUCGUUAAAUCCCUAUCCAGGUAUGCUUCAGGUGUUUUAGUAUGUUGUUGCACAUGUAAUUAUUGAAUGAAAUAUCGUAUAAACUAAGUUAUACUUAUACUGCAUUUGUGUAUAAAUAUGUUCAUGGCUGAAACGCACGGCUAAUUAACACAAUUUGGAAUUUUAUUCUAUCGGUCAACAUUUUACAUCCUAAGGCUCCCAAUUUUAUUUCUUGAAAA
This is a messenger RNA of Mizuhopecten yessoensis (Yesso scallop), 4109 nucleotides long. RefSeq names its product beta-1,3-galactosyltransferase brn-like. NCBI's taxonomy places the organism in Eukaryota, Metazoa, Mollusca, Bivalvia, Pectinida, Pectinidae. Gene Ontology annotation, molecular function: UDP-glycosyltransferase activity; hexosyltransferase activity. The record is from RefSeq and is a predicted model, not a curated record. Gene Ontology annotation, cellular component: membrane. The coding region runs from base 625 to 1764 and encodes 379 amino acids. The transcript has 2 exons.